Molecule: messenger RNA, 612 nt
Organism: Pistacia vera
Lineage: Eukaryota; Viridiplantae; Streptophyta; Magnoliopsida; Sapindales; Anacardiaceae
Product: anthocyanidin 3-O-glucosyltransferase 2-like
Exons: 1
Coding region: 1-612 (203 amino acids)
Molecular function (GO): UDP-glycosyltransferase activity
Source: RefSeq, a predicted model, not a curated record
AUGGGGAGUUUUAGGAAAGAGCAAGUGAAAGAAAUAGCACUUGGAUUGAAGCAAAGCGGGGUAAGGUUCUUGUGGUCAUUACGGAAGCCACCACCAAAGGAUAAACUUGAAAAUCCUAGUUAUUACAAGAGUGAUGAUCUCCAGGAAAUCUUGCCAAAUGGGUUCUUGGAAAAAACAAAGAAGGUUGGUUUGGUGUGUGGAUGGGCACCACAAAAGGCGGUGUUGGCACAUAAAUCAGUGGGAGCAUUUGUGUCACAUUGUGGGUGGAAUUCAAUCUUGGAAAGCUUGUGGUUUGGUGUCCCAAUUGUGACAUGGCCUAUGUAUGCUGAGCAACAGCUUAAUGCAUUCCAACUGGUGAAAGAUUUGGGACUGGCUGUGGGGUUGAAAUUGGAUUAUAGGAUCAUUAAGGGGGAAGUUGUGGUUGCAGAUGAGAUAGCAAGAGCUAUAAAAUGUGUGAUGGAAAGUGAUAAUGAGGUGAGGAAAAGGGUCAAAGAGAAGAGUGAAAAGAGUAGAUUAGCAGUGAUGGAUGGUGGAUCUUCAUAUGCUGCAUUUGGAGGCUUAAUUGAUAAUAUAUCCAGAAACAAAGCACAUAAGAAGAAUAGUACUCUUUAG